UCGUAUUGUUUUUAUCUGCUCCAGUUGUGUGAUGUUGCAUCUGUUUUGCACCUGCCUCCUAUCCUUCUCCUUGCUGAUGGCGUCCUCCCAGGUGAGUGCCAGUGUGACAAACAGCUUCAAAGACUGCAGCCAAUUUUUCUACAUGCAUACCCCACCUGCAGGGGUGAGGGGGACCAGCCUGAGGAGGAUCUGCCAGAAGUAUGCAGACAAGCUGCGCUAUGCCACGUUGUAUGACAGCAGUCGCCGCCUCCCUCUCUACUCGGCCUACAUCUUUCAGAAGUCUGAUGGGAAGAGGAGGAUGGACACACCGUGGAUGUACGAGCCACAGUUGGUUUCUGAUGAUGAGAACGGCAACAUGAGAGCACUUCCCCUUACUGAAGACACCCCCCCUCUUAUUGAGGACAGCCAAGCUGUGUUGGAGGACUACACAGACGCUGUAGAAUACAGACGUGGUCCACUGAAUCCUGACCUGCACCAAUCAGAGCCAGAUGACAAAUCGUCUACAUAUACUCUCACCAAUGUAGUCCCAUUAAUCCCGAACUUCCUGGACACUUCCUGGAACCCAUACUUGGACAUUAUCCGUCGUCGCCUCAACAACUUCUGCCAUGGCAAAUCCUUCGUGGUGACAGGGGUGACCAUUUCUGGGGCAGCCAUCCAGCGAGAAAACAGGGACCGCCUGGCAAUCCCGAAACACUUAUGGCUGGCUUAUUGCUGCCCACGGUUUGACCGUAACUCUCCCUAUGAGGUCAGGUUCAUGUUCCCUAGUUAUGGGGGCUAUGCACUGAAUGGACAGACUGACCAGAGUGUGGUGGAAGUCCCUCUGAAGACACUGGAGAGCUUCCUGAAGAGCAAGACAGACAUAGACAGUGACCUGACAAUUUUUUACAAGGGCUGUGUGUCAGAAAACACCUUCAGGAAGAAGAGAGACCUGACCAGUGUUUCAGUAUGAUGGGACAUCUUGAACUGGAUGUCAUGGAUGAAGCCAUUGAUGAAAUGCAUCUACUGUAUAAACAUGACUCAAAUCUUUGAUUGAAGCAGUUUUAAGUAGUCCUGGUGUCACAUGUUUUGGAAUUAAAUUAUUAUUAAACUACUACUGUUAAAUUGGAAUUACAUUGGAAUUGUAUUAUAAGUAGGAAAAGAGCCAUUUUAUGACAAACACAGCUCUUAAUGUUAACUAAAGGAAAUAAGGUGCACCUGCACAUUAGAGGGCACUGUAGGAAUUUAGUAUCACACUUCAAUAAAGUUGUGGGACUUACAGAGAUAGAAUAUAAAUAGAAUUAUCAAAAAGCUAAAAGUAGCAGAGCCUGAGAUUUCCUGACUUCCACAAUCAAGUAUCUCCCAGGCCCCCAAAACACUAGAUCCUACAUUUCCUAUCAUGCAACUCUAAUUCAUACAAGUCAUAAAACGCAAGAAGUACAACAACAUGUGGAGGAGAAGUGACUCCACAUGUAGGCCAUGUCAGAUUAGCCCCUGGAUUUCAUGGGCCAGAUGUUGAAACAAUUCAAACAAUGUUCCUGAAAUUCUCUACCUCAUUUUGGGUCUAUGUGGCUUACUGCUUCUAAGAAAUGUGUCUAUUACUGUAUAUAUGGCAGUGCUGAACAAAUGAAGCUUCAUUGUGUAAAUAUUUAGCAAACUGAAUUUUUAAAAGAUAUUACUGAGUGAAAAUAAACGUAUAUCUAUGAGUAAUAUGUACACAAAUGAGGUAUAUUGUGUGAAAA
This is a messenger RNA of Micropterus dolomieu (smallmouth bass), 1718 nucleotides long. Its product is annotated as endonuclease domain-containing 1 protein. The record is from RefSeq and is a predicted model, not a curated record. NCBI's taxonomy places the organism in Eukaryota, Metazoa, Chordata, Actinopteri, Centrarchiformes, Centrarchidae. Gene Ontology annotation, molecular function: hydrolase activity; metal ion binding; nucleic acid binding. The transcript has 2 exons. Bases 32 to 949 code for a protein of 305 amino acids.